UUGGUUUAGACUGUCUAAAUAUAGCAAUAGGCUCUCCACAGUCUUUCUUUCCGUGUAGUGCCGUGUCGUAUGAAGAAGUAUAUCCAGCUCCGGUGCCGUGGAUUUUACUUAAUUGAUUAAUUUUUGUGUGGCGUGUGGCCAAAAUUCAAUUCAAUUAAAGUUGAAAUCUUUUUUUUUCCAUUCAAUUGUCAAUCAAACGAUUGUCAUUGAGAAAUAAUCAAAAAUUUCAAGUGAUCGUUAUAUUGACAACUCAAACAUGUUUAUCGUCAAUACAUAAUGUUUAGGGGGCUAUCUUUAGAUAGAAACGUUUUAAAAGAGACUCAUAAAAAUGGUGUGUGUGGCAAAUGAAGUUAAAGUGGAAUGUGUGGUUUGCGAUGGAGAGGAAAAAACUCCAUUGUGCAAUUUUACACUUCCAGUGUCUACAACCGUUGAAGAACUCUAUAAAUUAGUUACAAAUUUUCGUAAAUGUGAUCCGUGUUCCUUUGAACUUAAAUACCGUGGGAUUUCAGUGGCGGAGGGAGAUUUUUCCUUAUUUACAACUUUAAUUCAAUUGGAUCCAAAAUGUUUGAAUCAAACGACUGAUUUUAUUUUAGAAAUACAUGAUUUCCCACCAAAACCACCGGACAGUCCACCAAAAUUAAAUCAUGAAUUAACUGAUAAUGAGGACACAUUUUUUCAGAAAAAAUUGUAUAAAAAAGUUAUUGAUAAACCUUCAAAACCCACGACUAGUUUGAGUCGAACGGUCGAUUUUAUUACUAGUCAACCUACAAAGAACUAUGUAGGAUUGGUAAAUCAAGCAAUGACUUGUUAUUUAAAUAGUUUACUGCAAGCAUUGUACAUGACACCAGAAUUUCGAAAUGCUUUGUACAAUUGGGAAUAUGCUGAUGGUUCAGAUAAAGAUCAAUCGACUAGUAUACCAUAUCAAUUACAAAAAUUGUUUCUCAAUUUACAGAUUUCAACUAAAUCAGCCGUUGAAACAACAUCAUUGACAAAAAGUUUCGGUUGGGAUUCAUCGGAAGCAUGGCAACAACAUGAUAUUCAAGAACUUUGUCGAGUUAUGUUUGAUGCUUUAGAAAAGAAAUUUAAAAAUACAGAACACUCGAAUCUUAUCAAUCGUCUUUAUGAGGGAAAAAUGAUUGACUAUGUAAAGUGUCUCGAAUGCAAAACAGAAAAAACGAGAGAGGAUACUUUUCUUGAUAUUCCAUUGCCAGUGAGGCCAUUUGACAGUACAACUGCAUAUGAGAGCGUGGAGGAAGCACUAACAGCAUUUGUAAAAUAUGAAACAUUAGAUGGAAACAAUCAGUAUCAUUGCGAGAAAUGUAAUAAAAAAUGCGAUGCACAUAAAGGUCUUAAAUUCACAAAGUUUCCUUAUAUAUUAACGUUGCAUUUAAAAAGAUUUGAUUUCGAUUAUAAAACACUUUUUAGAAUGAAACUUAAUGACAGAGUCACUUUUCCGUACUAUUUGAAUUUAAAUUCUUUCAUUGAGAUGCCAGUGAGUAAAGAAUCUCCUUGCUUUGAAGAAGACGCUGGAAUGAGUGUUAAAUUUGAUGACACUUCAACGACUGAUAGUGUAACAAUAGAAGAUGAUAUUCCACCACCUUGCAAUGGUGUGGCGCAUGAUCAAGAAAAUGACGAGGGAAUAGAUAUAAGUAAUGGAAUAUCAACGACAAAUGGCAUAACAAAUUGUCACGAUACUGAGAACAAUGGUUCAAAAGAUGAAGGUCCUUAUAUUUAUGAUCUUUUUUCAAUUAUGAUUCACAAUGGAGGUGCUAGUGGUGGUCAUUAUUAUGCUUACAUUAAAGACUUUACAACUAAUCAAUGGCUGUGCUUCAAUGAUACAACAGUUACUCCAAUAACAGAAAGUCACAUUGAACGUGUUUAUGGUGGUGGUCCAACAAAAGCAUAUUCAAGUAGUACAAAUGCAUAUAUGCUUAUGUAUCGACAAAUAGAUGAUACAAAAAAUGAUGUUCCAAUGCAAGAGGAAGAAUUUCCUGAACAUAUUAAAUUACUUUUGGAAAAAAUGAAAGAAUCUGAGGACGAUGAUAAAAAAUAUGAUGAUAUACAAUUGUCAUAUAAAAUUAGAGUUACUUGUUUUCAUCCAAAAGCAAAGAAAUAUAUGUUAAAACAAAUACGUGCAUCACAGGAUUCAACAUUUAUUGAAUUAAAGGAGAAAGCUUAUGAGAAAUUUAGUUUAUAUGGUGAUGUUGAUAUUGAUCAAUGUCGACUUGUAUUUUACGAUUCAUUGAAUGAUUUAAUAAAACAUAGUUACGAGGGCGAUGAAACGGAAAAGCUUAGUGAAAUUUUUAAAAAUUCUUCCGAACUUAUGGAUUUACUUCUUGAAAUUCGUGCCAAGGAUCAAGAAUUCGAAAUUUAUAAACCAAAUGGCAUUCCGAUGCAAGUUUAUGUUAUCGAUACAAUUCGUGAGGAUUUUAUUGAUGGACCAUUUAAUGUAAGAGCUCAUAAUCUUCAAAGUGGAAUUGAAUUUAAACAACAAUUGUCAAAAAUUAUUAACAUUGAUCCACGCAAUAUGAAUGUCUAUAUAAAAAAUAAUCCAAAAAAUAGAUAUCAUAUAUUUGAAGAUGAUAAAAUAUUAGAAUCCGAUAGUAUUGAUAUUGGAUGUUCAAAUAAAGCAUUUGUUACAACACCAAGUGAACCAGUCAAUGCAGAAGAAUCAACUCCAUUUACUAUUCUUGAUCUUAUCAAAAAUUUUCAACGAGUAAUGUGGUUGCAUGUUCAAUUACCCAACAUUGAUAAAGAUUAUACAGAUGAAUUACAAUCACUUGCAUUGGAAAAUAAAGAAGAAACAACAGAUUCAGUUGAUGAAGUUGAUUUAAUUGAAUCUAAUGAUUGUUCAAAAAUCGUUAACAAUAAUAAGGAUAAGGAAUUUUCAACGCAAGAUUUAAAUAAAGAGAAAAAUCGAAAUUCAGAUGAUCAAAAUACAAUAAAAACUGAAGGAAUUUCAUUUGAUUGUGUUGAAGAAAAGGAAAAAUGUUCAAUACGUAAUUCAAAUGAAACAACAGUUAAAUGGCAAGGUUUAGAAAGUGCAAGCGAAGAUAGUAGUUUAAGCGAUAGUGAAAAAACAUUAGUCGACAAUAGUUCUGUAAAAAAUAAUUCAUUUUGUGAAAUUGAUACAUUUUGCGAUAAACUUUAUCACAAUUAUCCACAAUCAAAUGAAGAACCAAAUUAUUAUUUUAAAAGUAUUUUCGAUACAUCCGAAGGAAACGAUAGACUAUUAAAAGUAUAUGCCGAUGAAAGAAUAACAAUUGAGACAUUAAAGAAAAAAUUGGAAAAAAUUGUUGGCCUUUCAGUUGAUUUAUUUAAUGUUUGUGCACAAAAUUCCGUUGCAUUAGAAAUGGAUAUUAUUGAUUUAAAUAAUCAAUUAAGUGAUUACAGUAAUGGCCAAAGAUUUUCAAUUAUAUUGGGAAGAGCAUUAAGAAAAAGGGAAAUAAAAUUAAAAUUUUAUCUAUUAAAUCCAUCGUGUCCACAUGAACCAUAUAAACAUUUAUUUGAUCUUUAUACAUCAAAAGAUACGCGCGUUGCUCAAGUUAAAGAAGAAGUUAUUGUUGAAUUAAAGAAAAAACAUAAUAUUGAUAUUCCAUUAAAGAGGCUUAGGUUUAGAAGAAAAAAAAAUACAUUUAUUACAAAAAUAAUGUUUAAUCAUUCAAAAUUUCAUGAUUUUGCAUUAAGACGUGAAUGUGAAAUAGUUAUUCAAGAAUUACAAGAAAAUGAAACUGUCAAAAGUUCUGAACAAAUUGUUUUAUUUGUACGAUUAUGGUCGAGAAGUACACUUGAACUUCAACCAUAUCAAGAAAUUGUACUCAAUGAAAGAAGUAUCACUGAAUUAAUGGAAAAGAUUGCGUCCUUAUCAAAUAUACCGGAAGAUUGUCUCGAAAUAGCAAUGGGAAAAGGAAAUUUUCCUUGUGAAAAUACAAACUUCCUUAAUUUGGAUAACGAAGCAAUUUGGAGAACGCGAAUUCAGGAAACCGAAAAGUGCUCAAUUACAUUAAAUAAUGGAAUUAUUAUCUUGUAUAGAAAUUCGAAAGAGCCUUUAAAACAAUUGAAUUCAGAGGAGACGGCAGAAUUUUUGAAAAAAGAAAGAUCACGUUUACACGCUUCAGGAAUUCCAAAUUAUUAUAAUCAUCGAAGAGAAAAACCAUUGAAAAUAUACUUUAAUUCGGAUUGACUCUCUUGUGAUCGAUUCACAACUACGAAUUUUCAAAGUCUAUAAGCUAUAUAGGAUAUAAAAUAAUUGCGAGUGAAGAGAAUUAGAUAUAUAUUUUUUUUUUAAUUGUUCCAAAAUCGGAACAUUGAAAGAGAUUUUGUCGUAAUCUUCACUUAACUCCGACAUUCAGUCUUCCUUUCUUAAAAAAAAAAAAAAAAAAAAAAAAAAAAAAAAAAAAAUUCAGUCUUUCUACAAAACAAAAAAAAAAGGAAAAUAAAUCUCCUACAUAAUAGAGUGUCGAGAAAAUAAUAUUAAAUGUCCCUUCGAAGAAUUAUCAGUUUUAAGAGAGAGACUUAUUUUCUAACUUUUAACUUUUCCUAUUAUAUUGGUCGAUGUUUUUCCUUGUAGUGUACCAAACAUCUCUUUCUACUUGGAUAUUUGUCAAGAAUUGACUGUGAAAAAAAAAUUGGAGGAAACUGAAGAUAAAUUCUGUAUAUAACAUACAUUUAAGGACUCCGCUCUUAACCAUUAAAAAAAAAAAAAAAAACCUGUGACCGAAAAAAAGAUUAUCGACUCCGUAAUUUGUGAAUUAUACAAUAUUUAUGUUUUUUUUUAAACAAUUGGACAACAGGUAAUAAAAAUUAAAUUAUUUUUUGAAUUUUAAAUCGCUUUUUUUCUAUUUCACUGCACUUUCUUUUUUUUUUUUUUUUUUAUUGUACUGCUUUUAUAAUAUAAAAAUUGCGGCUUUUGUCGACAAUAUUCUAUAUAUACUAAAGAAAAACACUUUUCAAAAAGAUUUUUUAAAAAAAAAACUUUUAAUGUUUCUCUUUUACACUACCAAAAAAAAACUUUUCUAAAACUUCAAGUGUCAUUUGUGACACUAAAAAAAUUACAAUUCCUUGCAUCUUUGAAUUAUUAUUAUUAUUAUUUAAAUAACAAAUUAUUUAUUGGAUCUGUUGUGUAAAAUUCCGAGAUUAAUUCAACGGAUUUAAUAAUUGCUUUAACAAGAAAUGAGAGCUUUAGUUUAUAUUAAAAAAAAAAAAAAAUUCAAUUAAUUUAUUAUUUAAUUUUACCAAGUGAUAAAUUAUUUAUAUUUAGAAAAGAAAAAUUAAAGUUGAAAAUUAUAAUUUUUCUACGCCAAGAAAAAAACAAAUUUUUUGUGUGUUAAUAUUAAAAGAUUUUGAAUUAUAAAAAAUGUAAAUUCAUUUCUUAACUGCUCUCUUUUCUUUAUAAUUGCUUAUUUGUAAGAAUGACUUUGUAAAUUUUAAAUGUUAUUAUUGUUUCGAAAAACGUGAAAAAAAAUACGGAUGGAGAAAAAUCCUUCUUGUGGAUAAUAAUCGAUAUCGAUUAAGACUUAUUACAUCUCUCCUGACCACCGACGAUCAAACAAACAUUUUUCUGUAUUAUACACUAUAAAGAAAUUAUAUUUAUAAUUAUUAACAAAGGAACAUUGUAACUGAA
This is a messenger RNA of Leptopilina boulardi, 5623 nucleotides long. It is a transcript of the gene Usp47, whose product is annotated as ubiquitin carboxyl-terminal hydrolase 47-like. Gene Ontology annotation, cellular component: nucleus; cytosol. Gene Ontology annotation, molecular function: cysteine-type endopeptidase activity; cysteine-type deubiquitinase activity; protein binding. Bases 329 to 4183 code for a protein of 1284 amino acids. Gene Ontology annotation, biological process: protein deubiquitination. The transcript is spliced from 15 exons. The record is from RefSeq and is a predicted model, not a curated record. Lineage: Eukaryota; Metazoa; Arthropoda; Insecta; Hymenoptera; Figitidae.